Messenger RNA from Peromyscus leucopus (white-footed mouse), 1182 nucleotides. It is a transcript of the gene Dynlt4, whose product is annotated as dynein light chain Tctex-type 4. Gene Ontology annotation, molecular function: dynein intermediate chain binding. Gene Ontology annotation, cellular component: cytoplasmic dynein complex; cytoplasm. The coding region runs from base 519 to 1178 and encodes 219 amino acids. The record is from RefSeq and is a predicted model, not a curated record. Gene Ontology annotation, biological process: microtubule-based movement. NCBI's taxonomy places the organism in Eukaryota, Metazoa, Chordata, Mammalia, Rodentia, Cricetidae. The transcript is spliced from 3 exons.
AUCGCUGCGGAGAGAGGACAGGGAGCCAGAGAAGGGAAUCUCGACCCCGGAUCACACUUUCAGCUUUGCCUCUGCCACCCCGGGACUCACCCGGCUUCUUUUUAUGUAAGGUCAAAGCCCACGUCUGGGAGACACGGGCCUAAAUGCUAGUCUCAGUUCCUAGUCUCAGCUCCACCCUGGGACUUUCUAUCUUUGUCUCUCAGGCUGCUCAGCCAUGACCUGGGGUCUCAGAGGAGUUGGCUAUGCUUGGUCAAACCGGGGUUCACGAAAGCCAGACGGAUGGCUCCCCAGUCAGAGUCCGGGGGAAAGGAAACUCCCCAGGGCGCUGCUCCCACAGGAUGCCACCUCAGCAUUUUCAGUCUCCCUCCCGUAGGAGGGUGUGAGGAUGUGGGGUAGAGAGCACACUGACUACAGACAGACAUGGCAAGUGAUGCGCCAUCAUGAGCUCUUCACCUUCUCUAAGCAGCCCACGCACCCCCAAUUGAUCUACUUGUUCCAAAGACACAGCAGGCAGGUCCAUGGCUGGCAGGACUCUGCCAUCUGGACGCCAGGAAGAGGAGACUACCAAAGACCUGGCUCUGAAAUUACCACCAGGGAAGUCUGGAGGUCACCUGCCCAGCAUUAACGAGACCCGACCUACAGGCCCAGGCCCAGCCUCCCGUCGUGGCUCCCUGCUGAGCCUACACCCAUCCUUUUCCCGCCGCAACUCACUGGCAGGACCCCUGGUAGGCCCUGGGGGUCGACGACUAUCCCUGGGCCCAAUGCCCCCUUUAGGUGCGCGAGUCAGCUUUUCUGGGCUACCGCUGAUGCCUGCCCGUCGGAUGGCACCCUCCUACCGCACAGAACCGGCACCGGGGGAGCGCUGGGAAGCAGCAAGCGCUCAGCGGGCCCUGGAGGCAGCGCUGGAAGCCGAGCUGAGCAACGCGCGCUACUCCGGUACCGAGGCGGGGAAACUGGCACAGGCUCUGUGCGAACAGAUCCGCCUUCGGGUGCGGGAGCUCCGCCUACCCCGCUACAAACUGGUGUGCAGCGUGGUGCUGGGGCCACGCGAGAGACAGGGUGUGCACGUGGUCAGCCGCGCACUCUGGGAUGCGGUGCACGAUGGACUGGCCUCUGCCACCUUCACCAACACUUCGCUGUUUGCCGUGGCGACUGUCCACGCGGUCUACUGGGAAUGAUAAG